Zophobas morio is the source of this 1934-nucleotide messenger RNA. RefSeq names its product zinc finger X-chromosomal protein-like. Gene Ontology annotation, molecular function: DNA-binding transcription factor activity, RNA polymerase II-specific; RNA polymerase II transcription regulatory region sequence-specific DNA binding. Gene Ontology annotation, biological process: regulation of transcription by RNA polymerase II. The record is from RefSeq and is a predicted model, not a curated record. The transcript has 2 exons. Lineage: Eukaryota; Metazoa; Arthropoda; Insecta; Coleoptera; Tenebrionidae. The coding region runs from base 342 to 1850 and encodes 502 amino acids.
UUUGGUCACAGUAUAUGUCUAGUUGUAGAAUUUGGAAUCAUCAUCAGACAAUUCGGGGGCUUUAAAACUUCCAAGCUAAAGUUAAAGAGAGAAUACCACAAUACCACCGCAAAGAGGAUGUUGACAUAGUUGACGUUUAACGUUAUAACCAACAAACAUAACCUCAAAUUAACAUUAAACGUCAAGUGGAAUCCUCGGAGAGAUUUAUAGUAAAAACAAUUUAAUUUUAUAAUAAUACUCAAGAAAAGUGGAGCAGAUUUCAGAUUUGGCAAUAUUUAGGUCUCAAUUAGCAGCUUUCUGAUAGUUUCUUUACUAGUCAAAACUUAGUAAGAAUUAGUAAAAUGUCCACCACACUGGAUCCAAAUGCAGUACAUAACUGUAACAAAUGCACCUAUUUCACAAAAUCAUUAAAUUCCCUUCUGAAACACCAAGAACGCCAUCGCAUCUCAAAGACCGAACUAUUCAGCUGUUCAGAAAGCACUCCCGAACCAUUUUUCUGUAAAAAUUGCAACUUUAGCACCCAUUUAACGAUAGAGUUCAACAAUCACAUCAACGAUAAUCACUCUGGAAAAAUAUACCGCUGUGAAAUUUGCAACUUUGCAACAUUCAUACUUUCCCACUGGUUAGAGCACAAGAAAAACAAGUGCCUCCAAAAGUGGUUUAAAUGUGACAAGUGUUCGUAUAAAACCCGACUUGAGAAAAAAUUGAGGCAACACAUGAAAAAGGGCCACAAAGUGGGUGAAAGCAUAGAAUGGCACAUGUGUACUUUAUGCACGUACAAAGCUAGAGAUAAAAGAAAUCUUAGCAGGCACAUGAGUGUCAAGCAUAAUUCAAAAACGACACCUUUUCAGUGUGAUAAGUGCCCGUUUGUGUCUAUUUAUAAAGAGAGUUUAGAAUAUCACGUUGUAACGAAACACACAAAAGACGAAGACGCUGAGUGGUUUACAUGUGACUUGUGUUUGUACAAAUCGAAGUGGAAAAAAAAUUUAAAAAAACACAUGGUUGGGAAGCACCAAGUUGAAAAUGCCACUUUGUUUGAAUGUGACCAGUGCAAUUAUAAAACAAGAUAUAAAAGUAACUUAGCGAAACACACAGCGGGUCAGCACACGAGCGAACAAGAAAUCAAGUGGCAUACAUGUGGUGUGUGUCCGUACAAAUCGAAAACUCUAGGCAAUUUAAAAAAUCAUAUCAACCAUGCGCACGGACCCUCGGAAAAAAUGCCGCUUUAUUUAUGUGAUAGGUGUUCAUUUACUUCCAUGUACAAACUGAGCAUCGAACACCACAUAAUCAAUAAACACACAGACGAACAAGACAUUGAGUGGUUUGCUUGUGAUUUUUGCCCCAUGAAAUUUAAAUGGAGGAAAAAGUUAAAAGAGCACGUGAACAAUAAGCACGAAAUUGUAAAUGUCACGUUGUUUGAGUGUGAUCAGUGUUCAUUUAAAACGAAAUAUAAAAAUAGUUUGGUUAAACAUAAAGCAAUUAAACAUGUAAGUGAGGAAGAAAUACAGUGGUUUCCUUGUCAUUUGUGUCCGUAUAAAACUAAGUUGAAAAGUACGUUGAAGAAACACCUCAGUGUUGUACAUCAGUAUCCUAAUUAUGGGACGUUCUAUUGUGAAGAAUGUCCCUUUAUAACUAAGACUGCUCAUGGGUUAAAGGAACAUGUUAAGUGUAGACAUACAAGUCAUGAUUUACUCAAGUGGUAUCCAUGUGAUUUAUGCUCAUACAAGUCAAAACGAAGGGACGGCUGGAGAAGGCACAUGAUGACAGUGCAUAGGAAUGAUAAUUGGGGGAAAAAAGAAGCUGAUGUCACUUUGGGGAACAUGGAAGAAGGGGAUAAAAGUAAUUGUUGACUAAGUAUUUACUUACAUUGUUUUUCAUAUAUGCUUUUGUAUUUAUUAAAAAAUUUAUAGAGUAAUAAAAUUAUGUUAAUUGUU